GCAGUGACAGCCUUAAACCUGUGCUGAUCAAAGACCAGGAGGAUAAUCAGCAAGCUCUGGGCUCGUAGCACGCACAAGAGAGAAAUGACUUCAGAUGAGUGGUCAGCAGCUGAGGACGAAGGCCAGCUCUCCAGACUCCUCAGGAAAUCGAGAGACUCCCCCUUUGUCCCCAUGGGUAUGGCAGGGUUUGUGGCUGUGCUGACCUACGGUCUUUACAAGCUAAAUUCCAGAAGAGAGCAGAAGAUGUCCCUUCAUCUCAUCCACGUGCGGGUUGCUGCCCAAGGAUGUGCAGUGGGAGCCGUGACUCUAGGUGUUCUCUACUCUAUGUAUAAGGAUUAUAUCAGACCUCGGUUCUUCAAUGUACCCAAAAAAUAAAGCCAGAAGCUGGAAGCAAGGAUGACCAGCUCCUUCAGUGCUGAGCAUCAGAAAAAGGAAUUCUCAUUGUGUUCUGAAUCAUGCUACAAAGUGUAACUCACGCAGAAUCCUCAUAGAAUCUGUAUCUUAUGAUGCUAAGAAGUUGCUCUCUAAAUCCAC
This is a messenger RNA of Mus pahari (shrew mouse), 534 nucleotides long. RefSeq names its product HIG1 hypoxia inducible domain family member 1C (gene Higd1c). The record is from RefSeq and is a predicted model, not a curated record. Gene Ontology annotation, cellular component: mitochondrion. The transcript is spliced from 4 exons. Gene Ontology annotation, biological process: mitochondrial respirasome assembly. NCBI's taxonomy places the organism in Eukaryota, Metazoa, Chordata, Mammalia, Rodentia, Muridae. Bases 85 to 375 code for a protein of 96 amino acids.